Molecule: messenger RNA, 813 nt
Organism: Durusdinium trenchii
Lineage: Eukaryota; Dinophyceae; Suessiales; Symbiodiniaceae
Source: the annotation of a GenBank genome assembly
AUGGAGGCCAUCGAAGCGAGGCUGAGCCGUGUAGGCAUCACCAGCCUCCAAGAGCUCCAAAUUGCCGUGCGCGGAAAGACUUUGGCUGAGAUGCUCCAGCGGAGCGGGAAGCCCCUGUCACAGGAGGUCUUGUCUGCCCUUGUAGCUGCUGCGGAGGGUCUGGUUGAUGGCUCCCUGGGCGAGUUGCCUCGGGACCGCACAAAGGAGGAAAGGGUACUGGGGGGUGCUUGGGUGUGGGUGAGAGAGAGUGCUUGCCUCGGUGAGAGUCCAGUGACUUUGAACGGCGAUUUCUUCCACCUGGACCCGGCGCGUGCGCCGGCAGCAAUGACGGGGCCCAUUUUCUCCUUUGGUUUGUCGGGGCGAGAUCCUGUUGGCAAACAGAAGAUCCCAGGGCCUGGCGCCUACGAGUUGGCCAAGGACCGCGAGGCUGGUUUGACGGCCUCCAAGUGGACCAUGACGCCGCGACGAGAGCGGCAGAAAGUUGGUGACGUCGGGGACCUGCCUGGGCCUGGAGACUAUGAAAUUGAGGCCAUGGUGGGCAAAUCUCCCAAGUACUCGGCAGGGCAGAAAAUUGACAUUGGCAAAAAACAAGUCCUUCCUGGACCCGGAGAUUACUCCCAAGGCGACAUCACUGCGAGCAAGACGCCUUCUUGGCGCUUUGGCACUUCCAACCGUGCGCGUCCCAACGGUGCUGCAGAGAUGACCCCUGGACCUGGUGCAUACAUGGUGUCUUCCACAGCCCAGCCCUCAUUUCAUAAGGCUUAUUUGUCAGCAUGUGCGACAACAUUUCAAGGACAUACAGCGAAGAAGUAG